AUGGGUGAACGUGGGGGUAGUGAUUCUUCACAUGACAACCAUUGCUUAUUCUUAUACACGUACAAUACCAUGAUAGACACGUAUGGAAAAUCAGGUCAACUCAAAGAAGCAUCCGACAUCUUCUCGGAGAUGCUGAGCAAGGGGAUUGUGCCUACAACCGUGACUUUCAACACCAUGAUUCACAUCUGUGGUAACAAUGGCCAUCUCGAUGAAGUCAAAUCCCUCAUCCAAAAAAUGCAGGAGCUUCGGUGUCCAGCAGACACUAGAACGUACAACAUUCUGAUCUCUAUCCAUGCUAAGCACGAUGAUAUAGAGAUGGCAGCUCAAUACUUCAGGAAGGUGAAAGAGGAACAGCUAGAGCCAGACCUAGCGAGUUAUCGCACUCUCUUGUAUGCAUUCUCCAUAAGGCACAUGGUUUGCGAAGCCGAGGAUCUAGUAUCAUAA
This is a messenger RNA of Linum trigynum, 444 nucleotides long. The record is from the annotation of a GenBank genome assembly. NCBI's taxonomy places the organism in Eukaryota, Viridiplantae, Streptophyta, Magnoliopsida, Malpighiales, Linaceae.